UUGGGUAUCUGUUUUACCAAAUAGUUGCAUAUUUUAGCCAUUUGUUACUAUGAUCAUGUAAAUUAUAAUAGUAAUGCGUUUCAGAUUUCAAUAAUUUUUUUUUUAAAUUGAAAAGAUUUCAAUGAUUCCAAGUACUGAAAUAUGCAUUGAUUUUCAGACCCAUGUCUUUAAAAGGCCAACUGCCUUCUCAAGGCCUCUCAUCUUUGCAACUGCAUUUAUGAGCUUCUUCUCAGUUGUUAUAGCAUUAUUUAAGGAUAUACCUGAUAUUGAUGGAGACAGGAUUUAUGGCAUCCGAUCUUUUACAGUGCGCUUGGGUCAAAAGCGGGUGUUUUGGAUAUGCAUUUCACUACUUGAAAUUGCUUAUACAGUUGCACUUUUAGUAGGAGCAUCAUCUGGCUUCUUGUGGAGCAAAGUCAUUACGGUAUUGGGACACACAAUUUUGGCUUCAAUACUUUAG
Humulus lupulus (European hop) is the source of this 457-nucleotide messenger RNA. RefSeq names its product homogentisate phytyltransferase 1, chloroplastic-like. Gene Ontology annotation, cellular component: membrane. Gene Ontology annotation, molecular function: transferase activity, transferring alkyl or aryl (other than methyl) groups. The coding region runs from base 122 to 457 and encodes 111 amino acids. NCBI's taxonomy places the organism in Eukaryota, Viridiplantae, Streptophyta, Magnoliopsida, Rosales, Cannabaceae. The transcript has 4 exons. The record is from RefSeq and is a predicted model, not a curated record.